UGUGUGUUGUUAGUAAACUAGCAUGCUUUAAACGAUAAACCUAAUGAGGCCAUACUAAUAAGAAAAUAAAUAUGCGCUCUCUGCAGCCUCUUACAACACAAUUUAGCAAGUUAGUAGGCACAGAUCAAACAAACAAACAAAAAGUACAAGCUAGCUAGAGAAGCUAAACCUGAUUAGCUUAUUUGUUUUUCCACCUGUACUCCGAAAACUUCACUUCCGCAUCGCGCUCUCAUUCAGUGUUUUAAUUGGUGUAUGCCUUGUUUUGGUGAAUACUACCAGCCAGUCGUAGCGCAGGAGGCGGGAUCUGUUACAAUACGGGUGUGUUUGCUCUGGAAGAUGAGGCGGUUUUAGGAUGGCGGUGAGCAGCACCUGUCUGAAUGGGACGUAGUUGUGGCUCUAAGAGUGAUUUUGGGUAGUUAUUAAUUUCAGUUUCAUUUUAUAGCGCUUUUGAAAACGAACAUUGUCCCAAAGCAGCUUUAGAGAAAUCUCUAAUGAGUAAGCCAGGGGUGACAGUGGCAAAGAAAAACUCCCUGAAACGACAUGAGGAAGAAACCUUCAGAGAAACCAGACUUUAAAAAAGUCAAGUGUCUUAAAAGGAUGUUUGAUAAUGAGCAGGUCUCCAGCAGAACUAACACAGACAGACAUUCACAUGAGCAAUUUUGAAUAGACAGCUGGACUGACCUAAUCUGUUUGGACCAUGGAAACCUGAGCACUUGGAGGAAACCAACACAUGCAUGAGGAGAACAUUUAACCUCCAUACAGAAAGACUUCAGCUGACCUGGCGGAUUUGAACCAAGAACCUGCUUGCUAUGUAGGCUGUGGGUAGAGAACUGUCGCCGUGCAGACCUGGAAGAGAAAACUCCUGAUCAGUUAAAUAAACAUUACAGACUAUGUGCAAAGCACUUUGAGCCUGCAAUGAUUUGUAAAACGAGCCCUUACAGGACUGUGCUGAGGGAUACUGCUAUUCCUACCAUUUUUGAUUUAACCAGCCACCUCAGUAAUCCACACAGCAGACAUCGGAAACGAAUCAAAAUUUUGACUGAUGAAGAGGUACAAAAAAUCAAAGAACGAAGAUUGGAGUCUUCACUAGAACAGUUGCUCUCAAAAAAGGAAAAAAACGCUGGUGAGGAUGACACAGAGGCUGAUGAUGUACCUCAGUUGACUGCUCAUCAGAAAGAACUCAGAGGGUUCUUAAGGUCUUUGUUUGAGGUGAUUGUUUUAAUAGGAAAACAAAACAUCCCAUUGAGUUACCAGUCAAAAGAAGAGCCAUUUAUCAUGAGCACAUUUCAGGCUUUGCUGGAAAACCGCAUUAAUGCUGGCGAUGAAGUUCUUAGAGCAAGGUUUGAAACAGCAGCUGUUAAUGAGGAAUUUUGGCCAGGAACACAGCGGAAGCAACUGCUGGAUGUUUGUGAGAGGUGCGUUCGUGACGAGCUCCUGCAGGAAGUACGAGAAAGCCGUUUCUUUUCGCUGGUGACUGGGGAGCUGGUAGAAUUUCCAGAAGGUCAGCACAUCCCAGUGUUUUUGCGUUUUGUGGACCAAAGCAACACACUCAGGGAGGAGUUUGUAGAGUUCCUCUUGUUUGAUGCAGAGGAACCGUCUAUGGCAGACAAAUUGGAGUCUCACAUCAUGAAAGAAUGGGAUCUGAGCAUGGAUCACUGCAGAGGUCAAGCACACGCAGGCUCUGGUGUCUUUGGCAGUAAGAUGAAAGCCGUAGCCAACCAGCUGUUGGAGAAAUACCCACUGGCCAUGAAUACACCAUGUGCCACCUUUGCACUUAACAUACACCUAGCUAACAGUAUUCCACUAACUGGUGUUCAAGUCGUGAUGUCUGUUCUUAAAAAGACAGAUGCCUUCUUUAAGGCUUCUCCGCUUCUGCAGGCUGAACUAGAUAGUGCCAUCUCCAUACUCUAUCAAGGCAACAUAGAGAAAGGAGAUGAUCUCAAAGAGAACUGCCGUGCCACCUGGAUAGAGCUGCAUAAUGUGUUUGAGAUGGCUGUUGAUUUGUUAGAGCCACUUCUGCUCUGCAUGGACAGCAUACAUGAUAACGAAGACUUGAAAUGGAACGACCAAUUCACCAGCAAUGCUUAUGCUAUCUCUGAGGCUUUGGCUGACUUUGAGUUUGUCGUUACUCUUGUUGUAAUGAAGAAUGCGCUCUCAUUCACAAGAGCCUUUGGUAAAAACUUGCAAGGAGAGACUCUUGAUGUGUAUUUUGCAGCCAGCAGUCUAACAGCUGUCUUGCAUUCUUUGCAUGAAGUUCUAGACAACAUUGAAGUUUACCAUGAAUUCUGGUUUGAGGAAGCUGUAACUCUGGCCACAUCGAUGGAGAUCCCAGUCAAAGUGCCCAGACUGUUCCUCAGAAAGCAACAGGCGAUUGAAACGGUAGAAAUACAGGCUGAGUCCUUUUACAAAGAAUACCUGACUCUUCCACUCAUGGAACACAUCACUCAGGAAGUGAAGGACAUGUUCUCGGAUAACCAUAUCAGGGCUCUUAAGUGCCUGUCUCUUGUUCCAGCAGUCAUGGGCCAGAUGAAAUUUAACACCUCAGAAGAAGCCCAUGCAGAUAUAUUCAGAAGUGAUCUUCCUCAGCCGGACACGCUGCCUGCGGAGCUUCACUGUUGGAGAAUCAAAUGGAAACACAGGGGAAAGGAAGUUAACCUGCCGUGCACCAUUCAUGAAACACUGCAGCACUCAGAUGUCAAGUUCUUCCCAAACGUCAAUGCAUUCCUGAGAAUUCUGGCCUCUUUACCCGUGUUGGCGUUUGGGGGUCAGGGAGGCACUGGACAGAAACGCCUACAGGCUUACCUUUCAGACACACCAGUGAGGCACAGGUCAAAGAGUUUGGCUGUGCUGAAUAUCAAUUACCAUGUUAAAAUCGAUCUAGAUGAAAUGGUUGAAUGUUACAUCAAAAGUUACCCAGAAGAAGAAAGUGAUUAAAUGUUUCGUGGCCUUUACAGAGCCUUGUAAGACAGUGGAAAUCUUCUCUGAAUCACACUGUGCUUAUGAGCAUAGGGUAGAUUUAAAUUAUUUAUAUUUUUCUAAUUGGUGUAUAUAAUUUGACAUUUUGCAGGAUGAAUAUUUUCUGUCUGGUAGUCAUUACAAUGUUAAAUGUAUUUAUACCAUUUUAUAUUAUACAGACCUCAUCAGCUUAAAUGUAUUUUAAUCAAAUGGGUAUAAAUUGGUGUGUAUAAAUUUUACCUGUGUGAAACUUGACUAAUAUGUGAAAGUGAAAAGUUAAGUUUGAAACAUGAUAAAUGUUGC
Neoarius graeffei (lesser salmon catfish) is the source of this 3258-nucleotide messenger RNA. RefSeq names its product THAP domain containing 12b (gene thap12b). The record is from RefSeq and is a predicted model, not a curated record. Bases 916 to 2934 code for a protein of 672 amino acids. NCBI's taxonomy places the organism in Eukaryota, Metazoa, Chordata, Actinopteri, Siluriformes, Ariidae. The transcript has 5 exons.